GUUUGGAGCCGACCCCCAUUUUUUCGCUCUUCACCAAACGUCAUCAAGCAAACUUCUUCAGGCUCAGUCCGAACCUUUUUUUUUUUAUAUCUCUUUUUGAUUCAAAAUGACUCCUGAUGGUGUACCCGAUAAGUCUGACUAUGUGGAAGCAUUAAAGACUGUCAAACUUGAAGAAUUCAAAGAUAUUGGCAAAAUCCCUUGUGCACGUACUUCCCUUCUUUAUGGCAUGGGCGCUGCUUUCGGAUUGGGUGGGAUUCGAUUCUUGAUCAAACGUUCAGUGCCUACUUCAGCCAACUGGGCAGUAGCAAGCUUUUGUGGUGUCUCAGUAGUUAAUUUUGAAUUAUGUCAAAUGGAUAGGAAACAAAAGUUGGAACGACUUCGAUUGAUUGUCAAAGAAACAGAUUCUAGUCCCAAUCAACGACGACAAAAGGAGGCGAUCAAAAAGAAUCUUCAAGUGAUUGUUGAUGAAGAUGAUUUGACGAAACAACAACAACAACAACAACAAGAAUAGACGUUUUUUGCUGAAUUCUCGGUUAUUUGAUAUGUAUCGACCAAUCGGAUCAAGGAUGUAAUGUAUUUAUAUAUGGGGGACAAACUCAUUAUUGUAUGUAUAUAUAUAGAAUAGAACUUUUGUAUUAGAUAGGAUGGAUGAAUAGUUUUGUUUUGAUGAAUGAAUAAAAGAAUACAUCUUUUUUAUUGGUUUCAUUGUUUUUUUUUUUUGUUUUUUUUUU
This is a messenger RNA of Halteromyces radiatus, 731 nucleotides long. RefSeq lists its product as uncharacterized. The record is from RefSeq and is a predicted model, not a curated record. Gene Ontology annotation, cellular component: mitochondrial inner membrane; mitochondrion. Lineage: Eukaryota; Fungi; Mucoromycota; Mucoromycetes; Mucorales; Cunninghamellaceae. Gene Ontology annotation, biological process: mitochondrial respiratory chain complex IV assembly. The transcript is spliced from 4 exons. The coding region runs from base 107 to 511 and encodes 134 amino acids.